GUUAACAUUUGACCAGGUGUUGGGAGUGUUUCAACAGCUCUGCUCUCAUUCAGGUGCAAACAACACUCCAAAAGCACUCCUGCAAGGAAUCCAACACAGGAAUCAAUAAAUAAACAUUAAUUAUGAUUCUCAAUGAUCUUACUUUACUACUCAUUGGGUUUUUUUGUACAAGGACUUUUACCAAUGGCUCUGACUGGCUUAAAGACAAAAAAGGGCCACUAGUGGAGAAGAUCCUUGAAGUCCCGGAGGAGACAGAGGUCCCAUAUGGAGUGUAUUGGUUCCAAGCAACUAACCCCAAUGUAAAGUCAUAUAAACUCAGUGGUGAAACUGAUAAUAAAACACUGAUUGACAAAGACGGAUGGUUAUACCUGAGGGAGCCUUUUGACUGGGAAACAAAGACGGUCCAUAUUAUAAUGGUUGAAGCACUGGACGCUGACCUUAAGACAGUGGAUGGGCCAGUCUCUAUCACAAUUAUUGUAAAAGAUAUAAAUGACAAUCGGCCAGAUUUCAAUCAAACCCUGUAUCAUGGAGUUGUGAGACAACACUCAAGACCUGGUAGGCCUUUUAUGAGCAUUUACGCAACAGACAAGGAUAACCCAAGCACUCCAAACGCAAAGCUUAGUUACAGCAUUUCAAACCAAAUCCCUGACACUUAUAAGGUUCCACUUUUUCAAAUUGAUAACAAAACUGGACAAGUCUCUACCACCCCUGCAGGAGCUCAAAAAUUGGACCCAAAUAUAGAUGCUGAAUACACCCUGUUUCUUACAGUCAAAGACCUCGAAGGUUUGUCAGACAAUGCCUUCAGUAGGAACACACAGGCGAAAAUUACUGUGAAAGAGAACCUGUGGAAACCUCCUAAUACACUGAUAAUCACUGAGAAUUCCACCGAUCCGCAUCCCAUUCAAAUCACACAGGUCCAAUGGAAUGAACCUGGAGCUGUGUACGUACUUCAGCAGAAGGAGAGGUAUCCAAAUUUUCCAUUUUCAAUUGAUGAAGAUGGGAAGAUUUAUGUGACUGAACCUCUGGACAGGGAGGAGAGGGAAACAUAUGUGCUGGUGGUAUUUGCAAAAGACCAAGAUAAUACAAACCUUGAGGAACCAAUCGAGGUUCACGUAUCAGUAACAGACAUUAACGACAACCCACCAGUAUGUAACGUGCCAUUGACUGUAUUAGAGGUUCAGGAAAAUGAGAAAAUAGGAAAUCACAUUGGAUCUCUGGAAGCUUUUGACCUGGAUGAAUCAGGCAGUUUGAACUCUAUGUUGAAGUAUCAGAUUUUGGAUCAGGAGCCAAAGCUGCCUUCUUCUAAAAUGUUCAUUAUCGAGGAAUACAGCGGUAACAUCCAGAUUGAACACGACAAAUUCCAGAAAACUAAGGUGCCGGCGUACAAUUUAACAGUAAAGGUCACUGACAUGGCUGGAGCACCCACAGGAUUCGACACUGUCUGCAGUGUAGUUAUACGAAUAAUUGAAAGUAAUGACCGGAUUCCUAUAUUUGAGAAACAGCAGUAUGAACUCAGUUCCAUACCAGAAGACAUACCAGUGGGAACCACAUUACUAACAAUUGGGGCUAUCGAUGAGGAUGAGCCCAAAACUGGCAGCUCCAAAAUCCUGUACCACAUUGUAGAAGGAGAUGCAGAAGGAACAUUUGCUAUCAGUACAGACGAAGAAACAAACCAAGGAUAUGUGAUGAUUAAAAAGCCCCUAGACUUUGAAACAAUGCCUGUUUACAAACUUCGUAUUGAUGCCAGAAACCCAGAGCCAUUGGUCCCUGGGGUGGACUACAAUACAAACUCUACAGCAUACCUAAACAUCAGUGUGAUUGAUGUCAAUGAAUCCCCUGUGUUUGGCAGCCCAGAGUACCAGGCAACAGUCAAAGAAAAUAUUUCUGUUGGUAACACCAUUUUGAAAGUGGAUGCUAGAGACCCUGAAGGUAGCAGUAUAAGGUACAAACUGGAAGGAGAUGUCUUUAACUGGUUGAAAAUCAACUCUGAAACUGGGGAUAUAAUUACAAAUUCAGCUCUGGACAGGGAGAUAACAGACACUUACAAAGUGAGGGUUAUUGCUGUUCAGUUUGGAUCGCCUGCACUUGAGAGUACAGUGUUUGUGUCUAUUUACUUGGUUGAUGUUAAUGACAAUCCCCCAAUGCUGAUAUACCCAGAAACACACUUCUGCUUCCCAGUGCAUGAGUCCAAGGCCGUGCUAAUGAAGGCUGUAGAUAAAGAUUUAGAUCCACAUGGACCACCAUUUCAAUUCUCGCUAAAAGGGGAUGAUAAAAUCGAUAUGAGAGACUGGGAGAUUGUGCCUGUUAAUGAUUCCUUUGCAAAAUUGAAGAUGAGACACACCGAUUUUAAGAAGAUACAGUAUGAUGUCAAAGUAAACAUAAGGGAUAAGGGAAAUUUGGAAAAGACACACACUGUUUCAGUACUUUUUUGUAAGUGUUCACAAAAUGAACAUUGUUACAUUGAAGUACCACCCCAAUCGGGAAGGCCAACGGUGGGGGCAACUGUUGGCGUUCUACUUGGAACACUUUUAGUCUUUGGUGUUGCUCUGUUUUAUGUGUUUUACCUGUCGAAAAAGAAUACGGAGUCAAAAGCUACGACAAGGACCUUUACAACCGAUGCACCAGACGCUAAGCCAAUGCUGCAAAGGGCUCCAUUACAAAUGUAGAUUUCUGUUGCUAUAGCAAAACCAGAUACCAUAUGGAUCUGACUUAUUAAGAUAUGUACACUAAAAUGCAAUUUGCACCAUUUAUUAUGAAAUGGAAGUUAAAUUAACAAAGUAUUUAGAAACCAUUUUUGCAAACUUUUGAAUCCUUACUGCUUGUUACUAUUUUUUAAGAUCAGCAAUUGUAUUGUCCUUUGUCACAAGGCUUUGGUUAUUGUGAGAGGUUUUGUUGCCAUUAUUUGAAAAAUGCCUGCAUAAACAUAUAGCCUGUUUUGAGAAAACCCAGCAAAAAGGGAUUCUAUAGUACUUGUUGACAUCUAAUCAUUUCAGUAACAUUUCUCAACAAGAUAGUUUUAAAGUCUCCCUUUUUAAAUCAAUUAAUAGUGUACUAUUGAGUACUAAGAGACAGUACUGCAGUGUACUAUUUCCAGAUCUCACAUUGGCAGGGGCUCUGAUGUAACACAUUUUGUCUGUUCACUCACUCUGAUUUGGCUGGUAGUCAUUCCUGGUUUGAGGUACAGGUUAGGGACUGUACAUAUAUUUCCACAAACUGAGGUGCGUAAAAUAAAUACGAGCUAUCUUUAAUAACCAGGACUGGGUGCCGGACGAGUAGAAUCUCUUCAGCAACUAAACCUUUUUUAUUAAAAAAAAAAAAAAAAAAAAUCACAAUACAAAAUACUAAAUAUUUGCUAUUUUGUGAAAAAAAAAGUUUGUCUUUACGAAAUAAACAGUUAUACAUCAAAUCAAGUGAAAAGAGAAAUUUAUUAUUCUUCUGUGUGCAUAUGUUUUAACUGUAUUUAACUAUACAGUUACUAUAUUUAGAGUUGUACCAAAUUAGUUUACUAACUUAGCUUGUGUUUUUGAUGCAAGUUUGAGCCACUUUUAUUGUGCCUCAAGAUGAGAAUCUAGGAAUGAUGAUGAUGAUGAACGAUGACUCAAAUCUCCAAAAUAUGAGUCCUGAGAAUUCCCAGCUGGCUGACCAUCUUUGAAAAUACUGCUUGUCUCAACUAAUCGUGUAGCACUGAUGACAGUAUAACACAACACGCUUGCAAACUGAAGGUUAUA
Polyodon spathula (Mississippi paddlefish) is the source of this 3728-nucleotide messenger RNA. It is a transcript of the gene cdh17, whose product is annotated as cadherin 17, LI cadherin (liver-intestine). The transcript is spliced from 18 exons. Gene Ontology annotation, biological process: adherens junction organization; homophilic cell-cell adhesion; multicellular organism development. The record is from RefSeq and is a predicted model, not a curated record. Gene Ontology annotation, cellular component: plasma membrane; catenin complex; adherens junction. Lineage: Eukaryota; Metazoa; Chordata; Actinopteri; Acipenseriformes; Polyodontidae. Gene Ontology annotation, molecular function: calcium ion binding; cadherin binding. The coding region runs from base 123 to 2666 and encodes 847 amino acids.